UUCUUGAUGUGUGGCGUGCAGCAGCUGGAGCAGGGCAGGUUUCUGCGUUUUGAGCUCCUCCACCAACUUUCGCUGGUUGGGGAUUUCAGGCUUGCCGGCUCCCACCGCCUCGCUGAACGACACCCAGGGCGGUUCUUGGCAGCCUUAGGGGCCGAUGCUGCCGGAGCCCCUUCGACUUGGAGGAGAGAAGGAGAACGUGGGCGCCUUCCCUGCUGCAGCCAAGCCGUUCGCGGCACCCGGCCUGGGGGCCCAGCAGCGGCAGCUCGACGGCGUCAGCGGCGGCGCCGCCAUGCCCGCCGCUAAUGCAACGCUUCUGGCGGGAGCCGUGCAGGCGGAUCACGCUGCUGUCAAACGCUUGGCACCAGUCGUGAUCGAUUUGGUGGGUGCAGUCAGGAUUGAUGCAGUGCCACCAACCGCAGCAGCUGCCAGCCCCACCGCCGAGGUGGUUGACCUCCUUAGCGAUAGCGACGCCGAGGAAGCCAGCAGCCCCGACUGCGGUGCUGCCCCGCGUAUGCCACCCCGCCCUGGCAGCGUAAUCGAUCUCUGCGCCAGCGACAGCGAGCUGGAACCUGCGCAGCAGCAGCAGCAGCAGCAGCAGCAUGCAGCACGCGCUCCGCAGCAACAGCAGGAGCAGGAGCAGCAGCACGAUGGGCAACAUCCGCAGCAGCAGGCACCGCGGCGGGUGCCAAUGCGGGGGCAUGGCGCCGCUCCACGGCCCAGGCCGCCAGCAGUGCCCCUUUUUUCGGCAGCAGUUAAGCAGGAGCAUGGGCCCGCAGCGGCGGUGGCCGUCCAACAAGAGCAGCCAGCGACGCGUGAGGCGGCACAUGAGCACAAGCACGCGCUACCAGCGGCGGCGAAGGAGGAAGCAGCAGCACCCCGGCAGCCGCCCUCGGCCUCAACUGCCAGCGGCAGCCUGUCUGUCAGUGAGGUGGAGGAUGGCAGCGUCCUGGCUUCAUCAGAAGAAGAUUCGGGCAGCGAGCUAGAGACGGAGGCGGAGGAGUCCAGCAAGGCGGAGGAGUCCAUCGGUGCCACCCCUGGCAGAAGCGGGAGCUUGGAGCCUGAGGUGCAGGCGCAGGAGAGCAUCGAGGGGCUGCAGGCGCAGGAGAGCAGCGAGGGGCUGCAGGCGCAAGGCGCGGAGCGGCAGGAGCAGGACGCGGGUGAGCGCUCUUGCAGCGAGCAGCAGCCCAUGGAUUGGGAGGGCAGCCCCGGAGCAGAUGCAGCUUGUGGGUGUGCACCACAAGAAGCAGCCAUGCUCGAGGAUGCAGCUGCUGCAGAGGGCGACACCGACAGCGGCGCGGCAGUGGGUGCAGCCGCGGAAUGCAGCUUGCCCACCACCGAACCCGGCAGCGAGCAGCUGGACAGCCUGCCUGGCACGGUGGAGGUUGAGGGCGUCUCAGCCUGCAGUGAGCACGGUAGCGGCAGCCUGGCGGCAGCCAGCGACCCGGCUGGUGGUCAGCAGCCAGCCGUGGCACCCGUGGCGGCAAUCCUGGAGCUUCACCAGGAGCAGCAUCAGGUGCGUCCCUUGGACCCCCCUGCAACGGCAGCGGCCGCGGCAGAGGGAGAGGAUGCAGCGGCAGCGGCCGCUGUGGCGGGCACUUUGGAGGCCUUGGUGGUCGCCUGCGAGGUGCAUGCGGCGGCAGCACCGCAGCGGCACUCGCUGCCGCAGCACAUGCCCCCCGGCAGGUCACGCCUGGCCAACUUCUCCCCUAAUCUGCAGCGCCUGGCCCAGCGCAUCGCAAUGUAUGCCAAGCGGUCAGACUCGUCUGCAAACCGCACCAGUGGGACAGCGCCGGCAGCAGCGGCGGCAGCAGCAGCAGCCCCAGCAGCUGCAGUUGCAACAGCGGCGGCUUCCGGGGGCUCUGCACAGGCCGACGACGACGGCAUGCCCGAUCAGAGCGACGCGGGAGCCAUGCUGCACUGGCUGCGCAGCCGCAUCCCAGCGCAUCUGCUGGACCAGUACAAAGAGCCACACCGGGUCAGCGACGAGGAGCAUGCUGUGGCCCUGGAGCGGCUGGAGGUGUAUGAGCGAGAGAUCACGCGUGUGCAGCGGGCGGGCAAGACGCGGAGCAAGUUCGACCUGACCGCCGCCAGCCAGCUGCCGUCCAUCUACCCUCAGUGGGGCCUGUGGGAGAAGACGCACGGGCACAAGCCGGGCGUGCGGCUGGGCCAGCGGUUCAAGGGCCGCGGCUGGCUGCAGGCGCUGGGCCUGCACACCAACUACUACGCUGGCAUCAUGUUUGACACUGGCGCCCCUGCCUACGCCAUCUGCCUGAGCGGCGGAUACGAGGACGACGACGACCACGGCGACUGGCUGUGGUACACGGGCCAGGGCGGCAGGGAUGGCGCAAACGGCACCCAGGGCAGGGACCAGGAGUGGACCAGGGGCAAUGCGGCCAUCCGGGAGUGCAUGGAGCAGGGCAAGCCGCUGCGCGUGUGCAGGGCGGUGCACGUGGAGGAAGAGGUGCAUGAUGCCAGCACGGGGCAGACCAAGGUGCUCAAGAAGACUUUAUACACGAAUGACGGCCUGUACGCUGUGGUCAAGGCUCAGCGUGCGGUGGGACGCGGCGGCAAGGCGCUGGUCUGCAGGUUCCUGCUGGUGGGCAUCCCUGGCCACUACAAGGCCAACAAGAGCGUGUCUUUUGUGGAGCUGCGCGGAUUCCGGGACAAGCUGCGGCUGGCUGGCUGGGCCGACGAGUCGGAUGAGGAGAGGGAUCAGGAGGAGGAGGAGGACGAGGCAGGCUGCUCUUACAUGGACGCCCGCCACAAGCGCCAGAAGACGCAGGCGGCUACCACCGCUGAUAGGGCGCGCAAGGCGGCGGCGGCGGCUGCCACUGCGGCGCCCAAGGCACGGAAGAAGAAGGCCGGGAAGCAGGGGUCGGGCCUGCAGGCCGCCCUGGUCCCCGUUGUGCAGGACGGCGCCUGGCUGGCAGCGCAGCAGCGCCGCCCCGGCUUCUUGUGCGCCGACAUCAGCGGUGGUGUGGAGAAGUACCAGGUCCCUGUGUUUAAUGAGGUGGAUGACGACCCGCCGCCGCAGGGCCUCACCUAUGUGCGGGACAGCAUUGUGGGCAGCGCCGAGGCGCAGCGGCUGCUGGAUCUGGGGCUCAGCCUCAUGCCCAGCGAGUGGUGUGGGCUGGACAGGGGAGAUGCCUCGGGCAUCUACCUGCCGGAUGGCCGCAUGAAGUUUACGAGGAGCGAGGGGCAUUGGGAGUGCUUCCCCGGCUGCCAGAGGCAGGAGCAGUGCAGAUUCAACCGCUUCAUCAGCGAGCGCGGCCUGGUGCUGCCGCUGGAGAUCUUCCGCACAAGGGGCAAGGGGUGGGGCGUGCGCUGCGCCCGCGACAUCGCUGGCGGCUCCUACGUCUGCAGCUACGAGGGCGUGCUGCUGGCGCACAAGGAGGCGGAGAGCCGGCGCAACGACGCAUACCUGUUUGACCUGGAGCACUUCUUCCUCAUGCACCGAGACCCCAGCAUGAAGGGCCAGCGCCGCCAGCGCCUGCCCCCGCUGCCCGCCGACGUGCGCCCCGGCCAGGAAGACGACGACGACGAGGUGUUGGUCAUUGAUGCGGCAAGCACUGGCAACUUGGCCCGCUUCAUCAACCACAGCUGCGAGCCCAACCUGGUCCUCAACCCCGUGCUGCGCCCCGGGGACAGCGGCAUGCGCUACUGCGUGGCCAUCUUUGCUGGGCGGGACAUCCCGCGUGGCACCGAGCUGUGCUACGAUUACGGCUACAAAGUGGGCAGCGUGGCGGGCAAGGAGAUACCUUGCGGCUGCGGCGCCAAGAAGUGCAAGGGGCGCCUCCUCUGA
Molecule: messenger RNA, 3802 nt
Organism: Chlorella variabilis
Lineage: Eukaryota; Viridiplantae; Chlorophyta; Trebouxiophyceae; Chlorellales; Chlorellaceae
Exons: 16
Coding region: 155-3802 (1215 amino acids)
Molecular function (GO): protein binding
Source: RefSeq, a predicted model, not a curated record